GGUUCUAGCCUCUCGUCUAACCUCCUCUCAACAUACAGGCUAAUGGAGUCGCCGACGAAUCGAUCGUCUCGAGACUUCUUGGCGACCCUUCAAUACCAAGAGACCGUCUACGGGAUGCAGUGGGUACGCUAUACGCCGACCUCUUCGUCUAUUACCAAUUUCUUUUACUCGCUCAUGCUGCAUCCCCAUGUCCAAAGGAGGAUUCAGAAGGAGCUUGACGAAUGUAUUGGAGUUGGAGGGUCUCCCACUAUGGCCGAGAUUCAAACGUUUCAUUACUUUAAAGCAGCAUGGAACGAGUCGAUGAGACUGAACGUGACGAGUCCAUUGGGGAUCGCGCAUUUGACCACGGAGGAAGAUAUAUACAAGGGUUACUACAUUCCAAAGGGUUCCAACCUAUGGGGAGAGGACGCAGACGUCUAUAACCCGGAACGAUUCUUACCGGAAUGCAAUCCGCGUGCUAAACAAUUGCCCGAUAUAGUAUGUCCGGGUCGCCACUUGUCAGAGAGAACGGCUCUGCUGUUUACAGCAGCAGUCUUGUCCUCUUUCGAAAUUGUCCCCAUGGAAGGGGAAUCCGGUGAACCUACCGACUUUGUGGAUUCUGUCGUCAGGUCAGUCUUCUCCAGUAAUGACUACCCGAGUUCUCACAAAGUUGUUUUUCUAGACGGCCGAUCCACUUUAGGUGCAAGAAAUAUGGCCCUUUCGCAAGCCGAACGGCCAUUUGGUAAGGCAUCUACCUCCGAACCCGAUUUUGUCGCUCGUAGGCAGUCUCAAUUUG
This is a messenger RNA of Acaulospora colombiana, 775 nucleotides long. NCBI's taxonomy places the organism in Eukaryota, Fungi, Glomeromycota, Glomeromycetes, Diversisporales, Acaulosporaceae. The record is from the annotation of a GenBank genome assembly.